Messenger RNA from Lottia gigantea (owl limpet), 1329 nucleotides. RefSeq lists its product as hypothetical. Gene Ontology annotation, biological process: adenylate cyclase-activating adrenergic receptor signaling pathway. The transcript is spliced from 3 exons. Bases 1 to 1329 code for a protein of 442 amino acids. Gene Ontology annotation, cellular component: membrane. The record is from RefSeq and is a predicted model, not a curated record. Gene Ontology annotation, molecular function: adrenergic receptor activity. NCBI's taxonomy places the organism in Eukaryota, Metazoa, Mollusca, Gastropoda, Lottiidae.
AUGUCGGAAUAUUUCACUAAUAAUGAGGUGGACGCAGGGUUUGUUAUCUCCACUAUUUGUCUGACAUUGCUAGUGGCAGUGGUAAUUGCCGGUAACAUCCUCGUCAUAGCCGCUGUGUUGACCACUCGGAAACUCCGGACAGUGACCAAUAUCUUUAUAGUGAAUUUAGCUUGUGCAGAUUUACUACUUGGAAUAUUUGUGCUGCCUUUUUCAGCAGCUCUGGAAGUUCUUGAUAGCUGGAUAUUCGGGACCAUUUGGUGCCAUGUUUGGUUAGCGACCGAUGUCCUGCUGUGUACUGCAUCCAUUUUUAAUUUGUGCUGCAUCAGUUUAGACCGUUACAUAGCAAUAACAAGACCAAUGAAAUAUCCAGGAUUAAUGUCUUCCAAACGCGGGAAACUGCUUGUUGCAGCUACGUGGAUUGUUUCCUUCUUAAUCUCUCUUCCGCCAUUGAUUGGCUGGAACGACGGAAACGAUGAAACAAGCCAACAAACAACAUCACAACCUUGCGAGUUUAUUCCAGUGAAAUGUGAACUUAUUAAUACGCGUGGAUACCGUAUUUAUUCAGCAUUAGGUUCGUAUUUUAUUCCAAUGUUUAUUAUGGUGUUUUUCUACAUACGGAUUUACCGUGCUGCGGUGAAGACUAUAUCCGCUUACCAGAAAGGUGUCCUUACGACAAAAUCAAACGGAGUGACUGUAAAUAAUAAAGUGACGUUACGGGUUCAUCGCGGUGGAAGUUACAUAAACCAUAAUACAUCCAACCGCUCAAAUAAAGAUUCCGUUGAGAGGCGGAAAUCUGCCGAAAAACAACAACUCUCUAGUACAAAUGGCAUUAACCCAUCGCGUGAUAAAAAUCAAAAAGGACGAAAAGGAAGUGAUCGUUUAAAACCAACAAAUGGCGUUAGAAUAAAAUUUUCUGGAAACGGACCAACACGAACAUCGUCUGCUCUGCAGAAAACUGGUAAAAAUAUGAAAACUCAGAUGAGAAAAUUUAAUCGGGAGCAGAAGGCGGCUAAAACAUUAGCCAUUAUAGUGGGUGCUUUUAUUCUGUGUUGGUUACCCUUCUUUUCUAUUUAUUUAAUUGGUGCAUUUUGUGACGAUUGUAUCCCUGCUGUGUUGUUUUCUGUUUUAUUCUGGCUGGGGUACUGUAAUUCGGCUAUUAACCCCUGUGUAUAUGCUUUAUUCGCCAAAGAUUUUAGAUUCGCAUUCAAAAAACUGUUAACUUGUGGUAUUCGAAGAUUGCCGUCAAAGUCUGGAUCGGACCUUGCCGCCAUGAACUUAAAUCCUUUACAGUCUAUAAACAAUUUCAGUGAAAAUUCCUCGGAAAGUUGA